CUGGUCCGAACCUUGGGUCUUGAUCCUGUCCUGCUUACCUUGAAAAUUUUGGCAGUGCUUCGAUCUCUCUCUCCCUCCUCGCUUGCCGUUUUCGUUAAUUCUUCGAUUCGAAAAACCCUAACGCGUUUACCAGAUAUUGGGGUUGCAGAAGAAUCCAUUUCGGUUGUGCGAGUCGACUUGACGGAAGUCGUCCCCGUUCCGACAGGUAGAGAGAGAUGGGGGAAGAGAAGAGACACCAAAUGAUGCAGAAUCUUUUCGGAGAUCAGUCCGAGGAAGAGGAAGAGAUCGAUUCCGAGCAUGAAUCUAACCCUCAGCCAAUCUACGCAUCUGAUGAGGCCGAGGGAGGGUUGGAGCCUGAAGGAGAAGGUGAAGUUGAUGUAGAAGGUCAUGGAGAAGCGGAACCGGAAACUGAUGGAGAACCGGGCGAUGUAGAACCUGAUCCCGGAGAAAGUGAGGGUGAGAGGGAGCAAAGUUGGCAGGAGGGCGAUGUUGGUAAUCAACGGGAGGAAAGCGAAGCAAGAGAUGCUGACAGUGAAAAUAAAGAAGAAUAUGAGGAGAGAGUAGCUACAAGCAGGAGACAAAAUGUUGUUGAGAGUGGAUCGGAGAGGUCUGAUGGAAAGCAUUAUGAGUAUGAUGAUGAAGAGGUUGAUCAGACUAGGAGUCCAAGGUCGCCUAGUGAAGAGAAGGAUGAGGCUCAUGUUUCACAGUCGGCCGAUGAGAUUCGUCAUGUAUUUGGUGACUCAGAGGAUGAAGAUGCAGAGGAAUACGUUAGGAAUGCCAUCGAGCAGGAUGAACAUAGGUCCCCAAUUGAAGACGAAGUGGGCUAUGAGAAGGAUCUGAGGCCUGAAGAUAUGGUGCCUGAAGAGGAUACUCAGUAUGAGUCAGAGGGUGAACAUGUCGAAGUUAGGUACAGGGAGAGGCCAAUUGGCCCCCCUUUGGAAAUAGAGGUUCCUUUUCGUUCUCCUCCAGGUGAUCCGACAAAGUUGAACAUGAUAAAAGUUUCAAAUAUCAUGGGUAUUGAUCCAAAGCCCUUUGAUCCCAAGACAUUUGUGGAAGAAGACACAUUUGUGACUGAUGAAUCUGGAGCAAAGAAGCGUAUUCGCUUGGAGAACAAUAUUGUCCGCUAUAAGGCUGUUAAGAAUCGAGAUGGCAAAACUUAUUAUGAAAGUAAUGCUAGGUUCGUGAGAUGGUCAGAUGGAAGCUUACAGCUAUUAAUAGGAAAUGAAGUUCUUGACAUAUCUGUACAAGAUGCACAGCAGGACCAGAAUCACCUUUUUAUUAAACACGGGAAGGGGAUUCUGCAAUCGCAAGGAAGGGUUUUGAAGAAAAUGAGGUUUAUCCCAUCUUCUCUAUCAUCGAAUUCCCACAGGCUUUUGACUGCUCUUGUGGACUCGAGGCACAAGAAGGUCUACAAAGUUAAGAACUGCAUCACUGACAUUGACCCUGAGAGGGAAAAGGAAAAGAGAGAAAAGGUGGAAAGCCAAAAUAUCAAGGCUAAUAUGAAGCUGAGUCAAGCAAGGGAGAAAAUCAAGCGCAAGUAUCCACCACCUGCUGAAAGGAGGCAACUUUCCACUGGGUACUUAGAGGGUGCUCUUGAUGAGGAUGAAGAGACAGACCACUAUGGUUCCCACCGCUCUAACCGUAGCUUUGAGGAGGAUCUUGAAGCGGAAGCACAGAGAGAGCGACGCAUUAUGAACGCUAAGAAGUACCAGAGCCAUAGAGAUAUUCCACGGAGGCCAUCUUCUGCCAAACCUUCCAGGCGUCCGGUGGAAUUCUCGGAGAGUGAGAGAGAGGAAUCGGAGUACGAGACGGAAGGAGAGGAUGAGGAAAGGUCUCCACCGCGCAAAAGGAUCGAGGAACCAGAAGACGAGUACGAGGAAGAAGCGGAGGAAGAUGAGGAAGAAGAGCAAGAAGAAGAUGCCAAGGCUAACAGAUACUCGGAGGAAGAAGAAGAGCCCGAGGUACGGAAAAUAAUAAGAGAAGAGGAUGCGAAGGGACGGAAACGCAAAGGAAUCGAGUCGGACGAGGAAUCUCCCCCGAGAAAAGCUCCAACACAUCGUCGCAUGGCCAUUGUUUACGACAGUGACGAGGAUUAAAAGCUCUAUCUUUGCAGUUCCUUAUUGUUCUUACGUAUCAAUUUAUGGUCUGAAGGAGACUCGAAUCUGUUGAGUGUUUUGGAACACAAUUAACUCAGGUUUUCGAUUCUCAUGCCGAUUUGACUCAUAAUAUUCUCCUUGGUUUUGAAUUAUCAAAUCUUGUAGAUUACUUUGUACUAA
Molecule: messenger RNA, 2276 nt
Organism: Tarenaya hassleriana
Lineage: Eukaryota; Viridiplantae; Streptophyta; Magnoliopsida; Brassicales; Cleomaceae
Product: protein LEO1 homolog
Exons: 12
Coding region: 216-2096 (626 amino acids)
Biological process (GO): transcription elongation by RNA polymerase II; positive regulation of transcription elongation by RNA polymerase II
Cellular component (GO): Cdc73/Paf1 complex; nucleus
Molecular function (GO): RNA polymerase II C-terminal domain phosphoserine binding
Source: RefSeq, a predicted model, not a curated record